Beta vulgaris subsp. vulgaris (sugar beet) is the source of this 815-nucleotide messenger RNA. RefSeq names its product non-specific lipid transfer protein GPI-anchored 7. The record is from RefSeq and is a predicted model, not a curated record. The transcript is spliced from 3 exons. NCBI's taxonomy places the organism in Eukaryota, Viridiplantae, Streptophyta, Magnoliopsida, Caryophyllales, Amaranthaceae. The coding region runs from base 233 to 706 and encodes 157 amino acids.
CAAAGAUAAGGCCCAACCUAUCUCCUCUAUUCUACCUAAAGCCCACUUCAAAAACCCACCACAUAACAAUCACUCAAACCGGGCCCACAUCCACCUUGUCCCCACAUUUCCAAACCCAUAAAACCACAAAUCCACAACCCAAAACUUCAACCAAAACUACCAAAAAAAACCCAAUAAACAAAAAAAAAAAAUUAUUAUACCAUUGUUAAAAAAAAAAAAAAAAAAGUUGAAGAUGGGUAGUAAAAUCGCAUGGAUAAAGAUGUUAACAGCAGUAUUGGUGACAUUAACGGCGGCGUUAGCGGCGGCGCAAAGCUCAAGUGAGCCACCCUCAUGCGCUUCAAAGCUGACGGCGUGUUUGGAUUACAUGAACGCCACCACAACGCCGCCGUCAAGCUGCUGUGAUCCACUUAGAGAAGCAGUGACAAAUGAAAGAACAUGUCUUUGCAGUAUUUAUAACAAUACUGAUUUAAUCCAAGCUUUUCGUAUUAAUAUCACUCAAGCACUUAAUCUUCCUAAGAUUUGUCAUAUUAACACUGGCAGUUCUCCCGAUAUUUGCAAAGGUGCAGCAACUUCCCCACCUUCAUCUUCAACUCCUUCAGGAGGAGGCACAUCUGGAAGCGUUGCUACCCCUAAAAUUACAGGGGCUGUUUCGGUCGAAUUAGUUUAUACCUUACUUGUAUUUGGAACAUAUGCAAUAUUCUAUUAGAUGUAUUUUUUCAUUUUGUACUAGCUUAUGUAUUUUAGAUUUUAUUGGAUGAUUAUCAUAUAAUCAUCAUUAAUAUAUGUAUAUUGAGGCAUACUAAUUUGAUGAGGCA